AUGGAUGUUGAGGAAUUAGGAUUGUCACUUCAGCAAUUCGGAUGGCUGGACUACGUAUUUUUUGUAGCAAUGCUGCUGAUAUGCAUUUUUAUAGGAAUAUAUUUUGGUUUUAUAAAGAAAGUAGACAGCGAACAAGAAUACUUGGCUGGAGGAAGAAAUAUGCUUGUUACUCCGAUUUCUAUGUCACUCAUUGCCAGUUAUAUAUCUGGAAUAACAUUAUUAGGAUUACCAGCAGAUGUCUAUAGAUUUGGAAUGCAAUAUGCAUAUGUUGCAUUUGGAAUUAUUUUUACAGGAUUUGCAAUGAAUUAUAUAUACUUGCCAGUAUUCUUAAAACUUAAUAUUACUUCAACUUAUGAGUAUUUAGAGUUACGAUUUAACAAAAAAGUAAGAACUUUUGGAUCUAUAUUAUACACAAUAGGAAAUAUAGCGUAUUUGCCAAUUGUGAUUUAUGUUCCUGCUUUAGCUUUUAAUCAAGUUACUGGCGUAAAUGUGCAUGUCAUCACACCAAUAGUAUGUCUGGUUUGCAUUUUCUAUACAUGUGUGGGAGGUCUGAAGGCGGUAGUAUGGACCGAUGUUAUCCAAACUGUCGGAAUGUUUGGUUCAAUAAUUCUAGUUAUCAUAAAAGGUACUAUUGAUGUUGGUGGAUUCGGAACUGUGAUGGACAGAAGCUGGGAAAGCGGUAGAUUAGAGGCACCCGAUUUAAACCCAGAUCCUACUGCAAGACAUACACUAUGGACAUGCGUUGUAGGCGGUUGCAUCUCCUGGUUGCAAUCAAAUGCAGUUAGCCAGAAUAUGAUCCAGAGAUAUAUUGCUUUGCCUAGCUUGAGAGCAGCUCGAAGAGCUGCUUGGAUCCUGGUAGUUGGAGUUGCUUUAUUGAUUACAAUAUGCUCCUAUUGUGGCCUCCUCAUGUAUGCUACUUAUUACGAUUGUGAUCCUCUAACAACUAAGUUGGCACGAGUUAAAGAUCAAAUGUUGCCUUUGUUUGUAAUGCGGACAUUGAGUGGAGUUCCUGGAUUAUCUGGAUUAUUCAUAGCUGGUGUAUUUAGCGCAGCGUUAAGUUCUCUAUCGACUUGCCUCAACUCCAUGUCAGCUAUCGUUCUGGAGGACUUCGUCCGUCCAGUAGCAAAUUCUCGUGGUCAUACAUUGACGGACCGUCAAGCCUGGUACGUGAUGCGGCUGGUGGUGCUCUUCGUCGGUGCACUUUGCGUUAGCCUGGUGAUGCUCGUGGAACGCGCAGGCACUGUUUUCCAACUCACGUCCAGCGUCGAAGCCAUCACGUGUGGACCUUUACUUGGAAUUUUCACAGCUGGAAUGCUCAUACAUUGGGUCAACUCUAAGGGAGCAAUGACUGGUCUGUUCUGUGGAUUAGUUUUUAUGACCUGGUUAAGUCUGAACGCUCAAGCAGCUAUCGCAUCAGGGCACAUUGACUAUGAAACAAAACCAUUAUCUGCAGAAGGAUGUGACUACCUUUUUAAUGCUACUAGUUCAACAGAAGAACCCAUUAUUCAAGAAAGAUACGUAUUUCCAUUAUUCCGCAUAUCUUAUCUAUGGUACAGUCCUUUGGGCGCAAUAGUGACAGCACUCGUUGCGUGCACAGUCAGCCUGGUAACGAAAAAGAACUCGAUAACUGCGCCUGGUCUACUCGCCCCCUGCGUUAGGAAAAGACACCAGAUCAAAAUUAAUGCCAAUGAAAGCAAGGCUAAAGAUUUGGAGUUGACUGACAAAAUGAGCAAUGGUCACGACAACAAGAGCUAUGACUUCACCAAAUGAUUCGUUUUAUAGUUGAAAUUAAAUAAAAAGCCCUGAACUGAAGCGGAAGCACGAAAAGAAGUUAUAACUGACAAGAAAUUUAAGCCUGAACUUCUAAAAAUUAGCAAAAAAAAAACAUAUUUUUUUACCUCUACGCAGGGCACAUU
Molecule: messenger RNA, 1916 nt
Organism: Ctenocephalides felis (cat flea)
Lineage: Eukaryota; Metazoa; Arthropoda; Insecta; Siphonaptera; Pulicidae
Product: sodium-coupled monocarboxylate transporter 1-like
Exons: 14
Coding region: 1-1770 (589 amino acids)
Biological process (GO): sodium ion transport; transmembrane transport
Cellular component (GO): membrane
Molecular function (GO): symporter activity
Source: RefSeq, a predicted model, not a curated record